AUGAGAAUUAGCAAAUAUACUUCAGUACCCUCAAAAGACAUUGAUGAUGAACAUAAUGAAAGUGCUUUAAGUGAGCCUGACUCCUAUGAAACAAUGGAGAAUGAGGAGCGUGAGAUUAUGCUUAGUAAAGAAAAGGGAGAAGACGAUACUGUAGUCGACAUGGGUGAAAAUUGGGAGGGCAGAGGGUAUUCAAAAAAUAAUACAAAUGAAAGAUCAAUUCUCCCGUGUCUUAUUAUUGCUGCUGUUUUUAUAAUCGCAUGGGUUGGCUCAACAAUCAUAUACGCAUAUUAUCGUUCUACCACUAUCGGGACCACUUCCACUCUAAAUCGUAUACAAUUUGAUGAAGUAUAUAAUGGAGGUUUUUAUCCUCAAUAUACAUCAUUGAAAUGGAGUUCAGCUGGGGAUGAUGAUGGUGUAUUCAUUUAUCAAGAUGAUGAUAAUAUUAUUUUGGAACAAAUAUCUGACAGAUCGAAAAAAACUUUAGUGAAAAGCACAGAUAUUAUUGAUGUAUAUUUGCUGGAAAGGAAGGAUAAAGAACUUUUGAGUUUAGCGGAAAAAAAUAAGAAAGAACUUUUGAGUUUAACGGAAAACAAAAAUAAAGAACUGAAUAAGGCUAACAAUUUAGCAGAAAACAGAGCACAAGGUCUAUUGCAAACGGAGCAUAUGGUUAACGUAAGGGGUGCCUUGGAAUUUGUUCGCGCGCAGAUUUUGUCAAAAGAUAUGUCGAUCGUCUUUACAGAACCCGUAGAUAAGGCUCUGAUGCACUUAUCUCAAGAUGAAGAUUUUAUCAAAAUUUUAAAGAAAGC
Molecule: messenger RNA, 806 nt
Organism: Dentiscutata erythropus
Lineage: Eukaryota; Fungi; Glomeromycota; Glomeromycetes; Diversisporales; Gigasporaceae
Source: the annotation of a GenBank genome assembly